Messenger RNA from Aspergillus oryzae RIB40, 708 nucleotides. RefSeq lists its product as uncharacterized. The transcript has a single exon. The record is from RefSeq and is a predicted model, not a curated record. Bases 1 to 708 code for a protein of 235 amino acids. NCBI's taxonomy places the organism in Eukaryota, Fungi, Ascomycota, Eurotiomycetes, Eurotiales, Aspergillaceae.
AUGCCCUGGAUUUCACUGGUCCAUACCUUUACUAAAACCAUCUUUGUGACCUCCUCUAUAUCCUUGCUGGCUUUGAUUUUGUACCAGACCCUCUAUGGCCACCAUAUUUACCCCACCAAGCAUCCCCCCUCCUUCAACGAGGUCACCAGCAUAGGAAUUGCGGACCAUAAUUGUUCUCUGCCCACAGCGCGCUAUGAUAUCAGUACCGGCAGAGCCGCAUGCUACCCUUCAUCAGGAGGUAUAUGGAUGGCUGAGCUAAGCGCCCUAGAACUUCAAUAUCUGAAUAUUGACCGCUUCAACUCAUCCGAGAGAUCCUGGGAUCGCGACGAAGAGAAUCUCUUUUGUGAGCAACUUCGUCCAUUCGGGGGUUCCUGGUAUCCCUCACAUCUCUCAGAUGGGCUAUGGAUCGAUGGAAGGUGUAGUGAGCUACACAAGCUGGAGCCAGCAUUCUCAGUUUUCCGUCGCAUUGGUUACCCGGAGGGAGGAGGUGUAUGGGUUUUGGAUAGAGAACUCCCAACCAGUGACACAGCAGUGCGGAAUGCCUUGUCAAUGGAGGAACGGUGCAUUGUUCUAGAAAGACUCGGUGCCAUUUUCUGCAGAGAUAUCAAGUGUUGUUCGGCUUUAACUGAUCUUUCCAGAGAACCACCCGAGCUGGUAGAAGAGGGGAUGAGAUCGAGAAACUACCAGACAGCAAAGCAUGUAUCUUAG